This is a messenger RNA of Populus nigra (black poplar), 1569 nucleotides long. RefSeq lists its product as uncharacterized. Lineage: Eukaryota; Viridiplantae; Streptophyta; Magnoliopsida; Malpighiales; Salicaceae. The record is from RefSeq and is a predicted model, not a curated record. The transcript has 14 exons. The coding region runs from base 339 to 1394 and encodes 351 amino acids.
CCAGCAAAUAAUAGGGUUGGUUGGUGCGUUGUAGCUGCGUUAAUUAAUAGCUGAUUCGCUUCCCAGUCUCUGAUCGCCCUCUCUGAUGUAUGCAGUCUCAGUCUCGUCUGCCACCAGACCAGAGCAGACAUAAACCUGAUCUAGCAAAACCUAGUAACACCGGAAAACACAAUUAUAUAUAAAAAAUAAAAAUAUUUUCUUGUUCUACGAUCUUAUAUUCCUUGCUUGCUUGCUUUUCACUCUCCUAAAAAAAAAUCAUGAUCGCACUCUUUUGAUUCAAAAUCAAAUCUAGAAAAAUUCCAUCUCUUUUUAUUUAUUACUGUUAUCAGUGGCUGUCCAUGGCUCUUCCUCUCGGCAAGUUAACUAUUCUCGUCGGUGCAGGUAUUCUUGGCUCAGUUCUUGCUAAAGAGGGGCGGCUGCCUGAUGUUUCUAAUUUCGUUUCAGGUGCUUUCAAGAUUGCUUUCAGGCAACUUAAACAGGAUGAUUCUACUUCAUCAGUUAGCAAGUCUAGCAAACCUCCAAACGACUCUUUGAUGGCUCAGGUAAACAGCCUUCGACAGGAGCUGCAAAUGUUGGCAUCAAGUAGACCAGUCACAAUUGUAACUGCAAAUGGAACAGGUUCUAAUAAAUAUGGUGUAGUUGUUGUGGUGGUAGUUGUUGGAUACGGCUAUGUUUGGUGGAAGGGUUGGAAACUUCCAGAUAUGAUGUUUGCAACCAGGCGUAGUUUAUCUGAUGCUUGCACUUCUAUAGCCCAGCAACUAGAGAAUGUUUAUGCAUCAAUCCGGAGUACCAGGAGGCAUUUAUCUUCAAAGAUCGAUGGUGUGGACUCAAAUUUGAAUGCUGUUGCAGAACUGACAGCCAGCACUCAAGAAAAGGUUAUUGAAUUGCGAGAAGAUUCAAGUAGGAUUGGCAAUGAUGUUCGAUAUGUUCGUGAUGCCGUUGAAACUUUGGAACUAAAAAUUAGCAGAAUUGAAGGGAAACAGGAUUUGACGACCCAAGGAGUAAAGAGGUUGUGUGACUAUGCCUCCAGUUUGGAAAACAACUUACUUGAAGAGAAUAUCCAGACUUCAGCAUCCAGUUCACGGCUAACAUUCUCAUCAAAGGCCGGGGCAUUGCCUGCUCCAUCAAGUGAACCAUCAACUCCUGCUUCGAUUGGAUCUCAAGAGGUUCAAAGGCCCCCUCGUAAUGCUGCAUCACCCUCAAGCCAGCAGAGAAGUAACGGGAUUUCAGGAGUGGCUGAGCUUGCUAGCGGCCUCGGGAUUUCUAAAGGUAUCCUUACAGAAGAAGAAACAAGUAAUAGAACGAGCUGGUUUAAACCUGCAUUUCUUAUGAGAACGCGAAGCGCAACAAACAGUGUAGUGCAACAAACAAGUUCAAGCAGACAGCAAUCGUGAUGGUUUUUCCAUUGAAAACCAUUUUAUUUCUGUGCGGCAAUUAGCUUUACUCUGGGAGGUCCUUGAAGUUUGGUUGUUCUGGUGAUACGAGCCUCUCCCUAUGAAUAUAAAUACCAGGAUGGUGCUGAAUUUUGUAGAGAUGCUUAUUUUGUAAGGUCAACUAUCAUUUUUGAUA